CACUGUGCAUGACACGGGAGACGACACAGAUCAAGAUGAUCAUGAAGAAGAUCUCUCUGUGCUGGAGCAAGAGCAAGAGACACAACAUCUUCCCCAAAAAAAGCAAAGAAGGCAACCAUAUAGAUCAGAGAUAACUGUUGAGGUGGAAGAGGAUAUAAUUGGCAAACCGGCUUCUAUUGCUUACCAUGACUGUCUGAGGCAGCUUUGUGAGUUUGUUGCUUUGCCAAUAGAUUCUUGUAAUGGGAAGGACCCCAUCACCCAAAAACAAUGUCAGGCAAAAGGACCUUUUGAGAUUAACAUCAAGUCAAGGGUCACAGCUGCCGUCAUUGAAUGGGUAAGUCAUGUUUUGGUAGCACAUGUAAUUUCGUUUUUAAUACAAAAUAUUAUCAUUGUUUUAUAUUACUUCACUUAUUACAUUUUUUCCAUGUGUUUUCUCCUGCCCCUUUUUCAGCUGUGUCCUCAAGGUCAUAUCGUGUGGCGGUGGUCUUCCCAACCAACUUUAAAAUUUGGCAGUCAGUUAGGAGACUUUCUAAUGGCCACCAACAUUUUGCUCACAGGCAACAACUACACAAAGGUGAAAAUGCUUUUCAACUUCAUGAAUAUGGGGAUGAUCAAUGAGAGAUACUUUGCGGGCAUCCAAGACAACUACUGUGUGGACACUAUAAAGGCGUUCUGGAAUGCGAGAAGAGCCAAAGUGAUUGCCAAUGUGAAGACAUUAGGACCAACUGUUGCUCUCGGAGAUGGAAGGAUGGACAGUCCAGGAUUCUGCGCCCAGUACUGUACGUACACUGCCAUGGACAAUGCCACAAGACAAAUAAUUUAUGUGGUGAAUGUGGACAAGCGUGAGACUUCGCGGAAAUCGACCAACAUGGAGAAGGUGGCCUUUAUAGAGACAUUAGACACGCUGAAGCAAGAUCUUGAUGUCAUUGAGUUCUGCACUGAUGCACACAGCCAAAUAUCGGCCCUAUUCAACAAAAACAAAGGGCUGUACAAGGACAGUGGCGUCAAGCACACGCUGGACAUGUGGCACGGAGCCAAGAAUCUUGGCAAAAAAAUCCAUGCUGCCGGCCUCCAAAAAGGCUGUUCACUAUUACUUGUCUGGAAGAAGGAUAUCUGCAACCACUUUUGGUACUGCUGCAAGGCAGCAAAUACAGUGGAGGAUUUCUGGGACAUGUGGACAGGAUUGCUGCACCAUGUCACUGGAGAACACCAGUGGGGACUUGGCGGCUGUUACCAUGGCCCAUUGGAGGAAAAUAGCAACAAGGAGCUUAUUCCAAAGGGAAGCACUGCACACCGCAAAAUCACAGAACUGAUCAUGGAUGAGAGGUGGUCAAAGACGAUUCCAAAGUACUUGACCUUUAGAUCCACUGGUGCCCUGGAGUGUUUCCAUGCACACCUUCUGAUGUACGCAUCAAAACGAAUCGCCUUCGUACCACCUGUGUAUGCGGCCCGAACACUUUUAGCUGCCCUCGACUACAAUGAACACUGCAGCCGACCCUACUAUGUGAAGGCAGAUGGCAAAUACAGCUACCACAAAAUGUACAACAAAAAAAAGCGGUGGCUUCUGUCUGUACAUAAAGAAGGUCAAGAAGAGUUAUGA
This is a messenger RNA of Gadus chalcogrammus (walleye pollock), 1600 nucleotides long. RefSeq lists its product as uncharacterized. Bases 425 to 1600 code for a protein of 391 amino acids. The transcript is spliced from 7 exons. Lineage: Eukaryota; Metazoa; Chordata; Actinopteri; Gadiformes; Gadidae. The record is from RefSeq and is a predicted model, not a curated record.